This is a messenger RNA of Apus apus (common swift), 6135 nucleotides long. Its product is annotated as fer-1-like protein 4. NCBI's taxonomy places the organism in Eukaryota, Metazoa, Chordata, Aves, Apodiformes, Apodidae. The record is from RefSeq and is a predicted model, not a curated record. Bases 1 to 6075 code for a protein of 2024 amino acids. Gene Ontology annotation, biological process: plasma membrane organization. Gene Ontology annotation, cellular component: membrane. The transcript has 46 exons.
AUGGCGCUCAGCGUCGGCGUCCGGCGCCUCUCGCGGCUGCCCGGGCGCGGGGAGCGGCAGGUCCAGCUCUGCUUCCGAGGCUUCACCCAGAAGACGAGGAAGAUCCGCUGCGGCCCCGAGGCCGCCUUCGGGGAGCUCUUUCGCUGGCCUCACUACGGGAAGCUCAUCAUGGGGGAGACACUGUCCAUCAAGGUCUACAACUGCAGCAAGGUUUUCAGUAACAGGCUCCUUGGAACCCUGGAGCUCAGUCUCCAGCACCUGGUGACGUCUGGGAGGCUGAUCCUCCGGGAAGCUCUUGUCGACAGGAACCAUAAAGCCACUGGGAUCUACAUUGAGCUGGAUUUGCACUACCAGCCUCCAGAUGGCUCAGCUGGGACCUGGGUUGAAGAUGACUUUGUCUAUCAGAUGACAGACAGUUCAGAGUUAAUCAUCCCCAACCCUGGGUUUGAGGAGCUGGAGGCAGCCGAGGGGCCGAGGGCGAGUGAGCUGGACAGGAGGGCGGCUGCGCUGGGCAGGAAGCUGGCCAAGGGCCUGGAGACCGAUGAGGAAGAGGAAGAGGAGGAAGAGGAUUUCUACGACGUGUCUGAGAUGGAGGUCUCGGGCAUUGUCUUCAGCCCUGUGAAGAGCCGCUCCAGACUUUGCUCCUCCCGGGACCUCUUUGCCACCCCGACCCCUCAGAGCUUCCAGGUUGGGAUCAAUAUCAUUGAAGCUCAGAAGCUGGUGGGGGUGAACAUUAACCCCUUUGUGAUGGUCAAGGUUGGAGAGGAGAAGAGGCACACGGCGACCCAUAAGUCAACCAACUGCCCCUUCUACAACGAGUAUUUUCUGUUUGAGUUCCAUGAACCCAGGGACAUCUUAUUCCACCGACUCAUUGAGAUCUCAGUUUUUCACUCGAAGAAGAUCCCGUUCCUGGGAAGGUGCAUUGGGACCUUCAAGAUGGAUGUUCUGACCGUGUACAGCCAGCCAGAUCACAGGUUUUUCCAGAAAUGGGCUGUUAUCAGUGACCCCACGGACACCCGGGCGGGUGUGAAGGGCUUUGUCAAGUGCAACAUCUCUGUCACUGCACGGGGGGACACUCUGGGCUCCCUUCCCACCUCCAGCAGCCGGGAUGAGGACAUUGAAAGGAACCUGCUGCUGCCCAAGAGAGUCCCUGCAGAGAGACCCUGGGCCAGGGUCUGCAUCAGGCUGUACCGCGCCGAGGGGCUGCCCAGCAUGAGCGCCGGCAUCAUGGGGGGGUUCUCCAGGAUCAUCGGGGAGAAAAAAGUCUUUGUCGACCCAUACGUGCAGGUCUCCUUCUGUGGGCAGCAGGGGGAAACCUCAGUGGAGACCAACACCACCGAGCCAGUGUGGAACGAGCAGAUCAGCUUCAUCGAGAUGUUCCCACCUCUGGCCAGGAAGAUAAAAGUCCAGGUGCUGGAUGAUGCCAACGUUGGUGACGUGGCCGUCGCCACACACUACAUUGACCUGCAGCAGAUCUCAGACCCUGGCAGGAAUGGCUUCAACCCCACGUUUGGCCCAGCCUGGGUGAACCUCUAUGGGUCCCCCCAGAACUCAGCUCUGCGGGACAUCCACAAGGACCUCAAUGAGGGCAUGGGAGAGGGGAUCUUCUACCGCGGGCGCAUCCUCAUGGCCAUCUCGGUGGAGAUCUUCAGCAGCCCCAGCGUGGCAGAGAGGAAGCUUGGGGACAAGACCAAAGGGGCCCUGAGCAAGCUAAAGCUGAAAAAGAGAAGCAAGAAGUCCAAGGAGAAAGCCAAAGAGCUGAGCCAGCUGCAGGGAGAGGAGGAAGCUGGGGGCUUUCAGGAGGCUGAGCAGCCCGAGGAGGUCAUUGUGGAGGUGGAAGAGCUUCAUCCCCUCCCCGAGAAUGCCUUGGGAAAGAAGGAGGAAUUCCUCCUCUUUGCUGCCUUCUUUGAAGCCACAAUGAUGGACUCCUCACUUGGCUCCAAGCCUGUCAGCUUUGAAGUCUCCAUAGGAAACUAUGGCAAAGCUGAAGAGGCCGUGAACAAAGUACAGAGAAAAGUGGAAAAAGGAGAAGUGAAAGAAGAAAAGCAGCCUUUGCUGGAGCCUGGUUCAGAUGGGGAGCUGGAUGCUGAGGACAUGGCUCCCUCCUUAGUGGCACUGAACAAGUCAGUGACGAAAAGCCAGAGACCUGAGCCCAUGGAUUAUGACAGGUCCUACAGCUGCCUGCCCAUGACCCACCAGAAGCCCUGCGUGUACGUGUGGAGUUACUGGGAGGACCACACCUGGAGACUCUGCGUUUCCAACUGGAUUGUCAAGCUGGCUGAGCGCCUGGAGCAGGGCCUGGAGGAUGUGGAGAAGCUCAUGAGGAGGCCAAAGGCUAAAGCAGAGGAGCGGCUGAGGGAGGUGCUGGAGGAAUUUGUAGCUGGGUGCAGGCAAUUCUCACUCAGCUCAGAGAGGAAAACCAUGGCCCAUCCCAACAACCUGGACAGAUGUCGGACAAAAUACCUGACGUACAACAUCGUCCUGUGUGCAAAGCAGGGGCUCCGCGCCCGGCGGCGGCUGACCCGAGCCAACGUCCAGGAGAAGGUGAAGGAGACAAGGAGGAUCCUGACGAAGCUGCGCUUCAUGGCCAAAGAGCCCCAGUGCACCCUCCCUGAUGUCCUGAUCUGGAUGCUCAGCAGCAACCGGCGCGUGGCCUACGCCAGGGUCCCUGCCCAGCACAUCCUCUACUCUGUGGUUGAAGAGGAGAAGGGCAAGGACUGUGCAAAGAUCCAGACAGUCUUUAUGAAGGUGCCUGGUUUGCACACGGGUGAGAUCUUUGCCAAACUGGAGAUCUACAUGUGGCUUGGGGUGACCAAAUAUGCGAAGAACUCUUUGGUGGAGCUGCCUGAGGAGUUCAAGUUCCUCUCUGAGAGUGGGCAGCAGGUGGCCCAGCUCUCAGGGUGCAGCCCUCCCAGCCACCUCAGCAGGGAUGAUUUCAGCUAUUUCCAGCUCCGAGCCCAUUUGUAUCAGGCUCGAGGGAUCCUCCCUGCAGAUGACAAUGGCCUUUCAGAUCCAUUUGCAAGAGUGGUGUUUUCAACUUCCUGCCAGGCCACCAGGAUGCUGGAGGAGACACUGAGCCCCAUGUGGAAUGAGCUACUUCUCUUUGACCAGCUCAUUGUUGAUGGGAAAAAAGAGGAGUUGAAAACAGAGACCCCCAUGAUUGUCAUCAACCUUUUCAGCCACAAUAAAUUUGGCUCCCCCGAGUUCCUUGGCCAGGCCUUUGCUGUCCCACAGGUGAAGCUGGUGGAUGAGCCCUACACCACCCCUGCCCUGCAGUUCUUUGAUAUCUACAGAGGCAGCAGGGCAGCAGGAGAGCUCAUUGCCACUUUUGAGCUGAUCGAGCUGGAUUACAGUGGCCACCUGGAGCCUUCGGUGCCUGAGGACGUGGAGCCCAAGGAGCCCGAGUACCUGGGAGACCCUCGUGCCGGACGGUUCAUCAUCCCCGAGGGCAUCCGGCCCGUGCUGAAGGAAUUCCGCAUCGAGAUCCUGUUCUGGGGCCUGCGGGACCUGAAGAGGGUGAACUUGUUCGAGGUGGAUGAGCCCCAGGUGAUCAUUGAAUGUGCCGGCAAGAAGGUGGAGUCCGAGGUGAUCGUGGCCUACAGAGAGAACUCCAACUUCACGGAGCUGGUCAAAUACAUGGACGUGGAGCUCCCGGAGCAGGUCUACCUGCACCCUCCCCUCAGCAUCUUUGUGGUGGAAAAGCGGGCGUUUGGGCGCACUGUGCUGGUGGGCACCCACAGCGUGUCUGACGUGAUGAAGUUCUCUCCCAAAGAGCUGGAGGAGGAACCAGAAGUCCUGCCCAAAGCCAGGAAAGCCUCAUCCCAGCGACCCCCCUCACAGGCUGUGGUGAACCUUGGCCUGGGUGACCCAGGUCCCAGCACUCACCCUCUGAGUCUUGUGAAGGCUCCUUUGAAGAAAAUUCCCCUCAACAAGCUUGGGAAGAAAGAGGAUGAAUAUGAAGAGGAAAAACCAGAGCUGGAAGAACUGGAUUGGUGGUCCAAGUACUAUGAGUCCCUGAAGGAGCUGUAUAACCAGACACGCAGUGAUGAGGAAGAUGCUGAGAACGAUGACCUGAAUGAUGCAGAUGGAGGGAAUUUAAACACAUGCUCCAUUGACAUGGAAGCAGAAGAUGAGGCAGUAAUUGAAGCUGAACCUGCACGACCCAAGAGGAAGCUCAUUGCCACCCUUCAGAUCUACAACUCUGAGCUGGAAAACGAGUUUGGUAAUUUUGAAGACUGGCUGUGCAUUUUCCCCCUGCACCGUGGCAAAGCAAACGAGGAUGAAGAUGGAAACGAGGAUGAACAUUUAGUGGGGAAGUACAAGGGCUCCUUCUGUGUCUACCCCACUGAGGAGGCUGGCCCAGAGCCCAGGGUCUCCCAGGGAGUUCCAAGGAACAGGCCCAUCAAGGUUCUUGUAAGAGUUUACAUCAUUAAGGCCACAAACCUGUCUCCAGCAGACCCCAAUGGCAAGGCAGACCCCUACGUGGUGGUGACUGUGGGGCAGGAGCAGAAGGACACCAAGGAGCGAUACAUCCCGAAGCAGCUCAAUCCUGUCUUUGGAGAAGUUGUGGAGCUGACAGUCUCCUUUCCCAUGGAAUCAGAGCUCACCGUGGCAAUAUUCGACCAUGAUUUGGUUGGAUCUGAUGAUCUGAUUGGGGAGACGAAGAUUGACUUGGAGAACCGAUUCUACAGCAAGCACAGGGCCAACUGUGGAGUGGCUUCUCAGUACAACAUAAACGGCUACAACGUGUGGCGAGACGCUUUCAAGCCCACACAGAUCUUGGAUAGUUUAUGCAAGAAAAACUCCCUCCCUGCGGCAGAGUACAGACAGGAGGAGGUUAAAGUGGACAAUAAAAUUUUCAAGAUCCCUCCAGAGGCUUUUUCUGAAGAUGCCUCUGUGAGGAACAAGAAAGGAAGGACAGAUGAGAACUGGUCAGUGGAUGAUGAACACAAGGCUUUGUAUGUCCUGCAGCACUGGGAGGAGAUGCCAAGAUAUGGGUACAAGCUGGUGCCAGAGCACGUGGAGAUCCGGUCCCUGUACAACCCGGAGAACCCUGGGCUUGUGCAGGGCUCCUUGCACAUGUGGAUUGACAUGUUUCCAAACGACGUCCCCGCACCCCCGCCUGUCAACAUCAAGCCCCGACUGCCUGUCAGCUACGAGCUGCGUGUGAUUAUCUGGAACACAGAUGAUGUGAUCCUUGAUGAUGUCAACCCCGUGACAGGAGAGCCUUCCAGUGACAUCUACGUGAAAAGCUGGAUAAAGGGUCUUGACCAUGACAAGCAGGAGACGGAUGUUCACUUCAACUCCUUGACCGGGGAGGGCAAUUUCAACUGGAGGUUCAUCUUCCGCUUCAACUACCUCCCGACUGAGAAGGAGAUCACCUACAAGAAGAAGGACUCAGUCUUCUCCGUGGAGGAAUCCGAGUUUCGGGAACCAGCUGUUCUGGUCCUCCAGGUCUGGGAUUACGACAGGAUUUCAGCUAAUGACUUCCUAGGCUCCAUCGAGCUGAAGCUGCACGACAUGGUGAGGGCAGCCAAGAGCUCAGAGCAGUGCACCAUCAGGAUGGCCCAGGAGAACGCCUCGCCGCGCUUCUCCCUCUUCCGGAACAAGCGCAUGAGGGGCUGGUGGCCCUUCACCAAACUCAGAGAUCUGGAAGAUGAAGAGAGAGAGGAGAGGGAGAACAAGCAGAAGAAGAAGAAGAAGAAGAGGAGGAGCCGCUCAGUCAAACCAGAGGAUGUGGAGUUCACAGACCCCAGUGGGAACAAGUACCUGCUGACGGGUAAGGUGGAAGCAGAGUUCCAGCUGCUGACGGUGGAGGAGGCUGAGAAAAGUCCUGUUGGUUUGGGCCGAAAAGAGCCUGAACCCCUGGAAAAAACCCAAGUGAGUAUCUGCGUCCGGCCAAAAACCUCCUUCAACUGGUUUGUGAAUCCCAUGAAGACCUUUGUGUUCUUUAUCUGGAAGCGGUACAAGAAAUACAUCAUUGUGCUCUUCAUUGUUGCUGUUCUGACCAUCUUCCUGGUUCUUCUCAUCUACACCAUGCCUGGGUACAUCAGUGAGAAGAUCAUCAAUGGAUAAAUGCUCUCCAAGCACAGGACUACUCAAAGGGGAAUGAAAGGUCCUUGGCUGCUGUCUGGG